GGAAAAUUAACGAUGGCAGCGACUGCAACGUCGAAUGCAAUUACUCUGAGAGGCUCCACUGAGAUCGUAGCUGAAUUCUUUUCAUAUGGAAUUAACAGUAUAUUAUACCAGAGAGGGAUUUAUCCACCAGAGAGUUUUACACGAGUACAGAAAUAUGGUCUUACUUUACUUGUUACAUCUGAUGACAUGUUAAAAAAGUAUCUAAAUACAGUCAUUUCACAAGUUAGAGAAUGGCUGUAUAAUAUGACGGUAAAGAAAUUGGUAGUUGUCAUUAAAGAUGUGGAUACAAAUGAGGUUCUGGAGAGGUGGCAGUUUGAUGUGGAAGGGGACAAAUUGGCCCUGAAAGAAAGUAAACCUCGUGAGAAGUCAGAGAAAGAAAUCAAUAGCGAGAUCAGUGCUGUUAUACGUCAGAUUACCGCCUCAGUAACAUUCCUACCUCUCCUAGAGGGAGCAUGUGCCUUUGAUUUGCUGGUGUAUACAGAUAAAGACAUUGAUGUUCCCGAGUCAUGGGGUGAAGAUGGUCCUCAGUUUAUUGCUAAUUCUGAGGAAGUGAGACUGAGGUCCUUCACAACCAGUAUACACAAAGUAGACGCCAUGGUAGCUUUCAAAAAGUAAAAAUAUAGAGAAAUUCAUAAUCAAAAUACAAUGUACCAAUUCUUCAGUGGUUGGAAAGGAAAGAAGAAAAAUAAAUGUGGCACAGAGAAAGUGUUAACUUGGUGAUAUGAAAUGUCACAAAAAUGGAAAGUGGAAGUGCUCGUGAAACCAUUGCUGUACAAUAUGUCUAAAAGGUGCUGGUCAGUUGUAUUGUGAACCUAAAAUGUUUGAAUUUAUGAGUAUGCAGAUAGAUUCAGGAACAUGGCUAUGGAAGAGAUUACAAGAUUUUAAAAAACUGAAGGUGUUAUCAAAUACGAUGCAUAAUUUUUAUUCUUUCAUAUGUACACACUAGCUGGAAUGGUACUAUCUCUUUAUAUCUCUAUCUGCACUCCAAACAUUGUGAUGGGAUCAGAUUUACAUUGUUUAUUGUGGCAGCAAGACUGAAGGCUGAAUCACUAUUAGCUGUACAUUCAAUUGUGAAUCUCUUAGAAAAAUUAGAAAGUUUAUUUCAUGA
This is a messenger RNA of Saccostrea echinata, 1108 nucleotides long. RefSeq names its product mitotic spindle assembly checkpoint protein MAD2A-like. Gene Ontology annotation, biological process: mitotic spindle assembly checkpoint signaling. The coding region runs from base 13 to 615 and encodes 200 amino acids. Lineage: Eukaryota; Metazoa; Mollusca; Bivalvia; Ostreida; Ostreidae. Gene Ontology annotation, cellular component: kinetochore; nucleoplasm; cytoplasm. The record is from RefSeq and is a predicted model, not a curated record. The transcript is spliced from 5 exons.